CGAUUAGAGUAUGGCUGAAAAGAGACAGUGGACAGUAUUGGCCCAGCAUCUACCAUACAAUGUCAUCUCCUUGUUCAACUAUGGCUUAUCAUCAUGACAGCAGACGAAUAUUUGUAGGCCAAGAUAAUGGAGCUAUUAUGGAAUUUCAUAUCUCAGAAGACUUUAAUAAGAUGAAUUUUGUCAAGACUUAUCCAGCUCACCAGAACAGAGUGUCGGCAAUCAUUUUUUGCUUGGAAGCAGAAUGGGUGAUUAGCACUGGCCAUGAUAAAUCCGUCAGCUGGAUGUGUACCAGAAGUGGAAAUAUGUUGGGAAGACACUAUUUCACUUCCUGGGCAUCUUGCCUACAAUAUGAUUUUGAAACCCAGCAUGCCUUUAUUGGAGACUACUCUGGACAGAUUACUCUGUUGAAGCUAGAGCAGAGCACGUGUUCAGUGAUCACAACUCUCAAGGGUCACGAAGGAAGUAUUUCUUCUCUGUGGUGGGAUCCUGUUCAGCGAUUACUCUUCUCUGGAGCAUCUGAUAACAGCAUAAUCAUGUGGGAUAUUGGUGGAAGAAGAGGUCGGACACUGCUUCUUCAAGGCCAUCAUGACAAGGUACAAGCCCUCUGUUAUCUCCAGCUUACACGACAACUGGUUUCUUGUUCAGCAGAUGGAGGGAUCACAGUCUGGAAUAUGGAUAUUAGUAGAGAAGAGGCCCCUCAGUGGUUAGAAAGUGAUUCCUGUCAGAAAUGUGAGCAGCCCUUCUUCUGGAAUAUAAAGCAGAUGUGGGAUACAAAGACACUGGGUCUGAGGCAGCAUCACUGUAGGAAAUGUGGUCAAGCAGUAUGUGGCAAAUGCAGCACGAAACGCUCCAGCUAUCCCAUAAUGGGCUUUGAAUUCCAGGUCCGGGUUUGUGACUCUUGUUUUGAGUCUAUCAAAGAUGAAGAUCGCACUUCUUUGGCAACUUUUCAUGAAGGAAAACACAACAUUUGCCAUAUGUCCAUGGAUAUUUCAAGGGGACUUAUGGUGACAUGUGGAAGUGAUCGUGUAGUGAAGAUUUGGGACAUGACACCAGUAGUGGGUUGUAGCCUUGCAACUGGAUAUGCUUCCCGUUGAUCUGGGCUUUCUGGAAUAGUAUACUGUAUGCAUCAAAUGGAUAUACUCCCUUUCAUAACUCUUGCCACACAUGCCAACUGCUUGACUUUGAGAAUAUCAUUUUCCUAAGAUGGACAUCUUCGUUUUGUGGGACAGAAUCCUCAUUUAGGGCUUAUGAAGACUCUGGAAGGUGCUCAGCUACAAGUUAAUAGCCUGUGGAGUGAACACCAGGAAGGUUUACAUACAACAGAAUAUCUGGCCUAGGAAGACCACUCAUAGCUUGAUUUACUUGUAGCAUUCAGUGUGCUUUCUCUGCUGAAAUGAUAUUGUACUGUGGCUAAGGGUUAAAAUGAGUACAGUAUAGUGACAACAAAACAUGUUCAAAUAGUAGUAAUGUAUUCCUUGUAAAGUGUCCCCGUAGACUAGUUUUGUCUUAUGAAUAGUCACUGUGAAUAACGGCUCACAGACUUUGAAUAUAACUUUGCCAGCAGGAGGGAAAAAAAAAUUUCUUUCCCAGCAGCACUGCAAUAAGGGUAGGAGCAUUGAUAGUGUGUUUUGGACUAUUUUGUUUCUUUGUUAGAUUUGAUGUUGUUCCAGUUUUAAAUUGUCUACUGAGAGGGGUUUUUUUUGUUGUUGUUUUUGCACCUGGCAAAAUACCAAAAUCAUAAUAAAAAUGUUUUCCAUAACAGCUGAAGCUAAAUGAGGUGUUGAAUCAUACUCUUUCUAUGUAGUAAAAUGGUACAGUGGAGGCUCAGUGAAAUAGACAGUAAAUAUAUGUUGAACAAAAGGCAUAUUUGUGGUGUAGCAGAUAUCAUCUUAAUGUCCUCUAAAGUCAGUCCCAAAUCAGAUUUUUAAUUCAAUUUCAGCAAUAACUACCAUUGUACCAGAAGCUUGCAUCUGGGCUCCUGCAAGUAAAAAUUCCUAUUGAUAGGAAUAGGUAAUGGAAAAAAAUGUGUACAUUAAAAUUUGUCAUUAGUUUUGAAAAUGAAAGUACCUUGCUAUACUAUAGAAUUGUAAAGAGAAAUUUCAGGUUGCUGUUCUUUUCAUUUUGAGUUUAGGGUUAAACUGUGUGACUAAAUAUAGCUUUAUAAAAUCUGGUGUAGAAUCAUCAUUGAUGAAAUUCAGUCAUUUCUAAUUAAAAGUGAUGGGAAAUAUUCAUUUCAAAAUGUAGCACAGCUAGACUGUGUAAUCUGCCCUCCAAUUAAAAUAUAUAUAUUUUUUGUGCAAAUAGCGUAAUUAGCCAUUUCUUUUAGGGGAUACUUAAUAAAAAUAAGUGAGGGAGAAAUGUUUCUCCAUCUUUCUCAAGGAAAGUUGUUUUAGGCUAGUCUUGAAGAUAUAUCAUCAUGUUAAAACAUAAGCCCCAAAUAAUUUUUUUUAAAAAACAUUGAUUAGGGCAAUGCAUAUUAGGAAGGGAAGUAUAAUCUGAGGGAUUACUUAAUGGUGAAUCAGUGUUAGUGUCGGAAAAUCAUUUAAGAUGGGUAUAAAUCAAUGUUAUUGUUAGUGAAUUACUGUUCCUAAGCUUCUUACUUGAUAUUAACUUUGUUGGAGGGGCAGAGAUAAAAAUGUAAAGGAGGAAUCAAACAUUUCUGCAAUAUCACUAUACAAAUAAAGUAAAUCACAGAAAAAUGGUUUUGUUAAAAUGGUAACGUGGUUUUACUUACUUGCCUUAUUAUACUGUAUAAAAAGGAGAACUUUGGAUUAAAUCAGAAUUAUUUCACUUCUGUCCCACCCAUAAAUAAAAGUUUACAUGAAAUGUG
This is a messenger RNA of Python bivittatus (Burmese python), 2830 nucleotides long. Lineage: Eukaryota; Metazoa; Chordata; Lepidosauria; Squamata; Pythonidae. The record is from RefSeq and is a predicted model, not a curated record.